This is a messenger RNA of Balaenoptera ricei (Rice's whale), 555 nucleotides long. Its product is annotated as chromobox protein homolog 3-like. The transcript has a single exon. Lineage: Eukaryota; Metazoa; Chordata; Mammalia; Artiodactyla; Balaenopteridae. The coding region runs from base 1 to 552 and encodes 183 amino acids. Gene Ontology annotation, biological process: negative regulation of transcription by RNA polymerase II; chromatin organization. Gene Ontology annotation, cellular component: pericentric heterochromatin; nucleus. Gene Ontology annotation, molecular function: chromatin binding. The record is from RefSeq and is a predicted model, not a curated record.
AUGGCCUCCAAUAAAGCUGUGCUGCAAAAAAUGGGAAAGAAACAGAAUGCAAAGAGUAAAAAAGUCGAAGAGGCAGAACCUGAAGUAUUUGUCGUAGAAAAAGUACUGGACCGACAUGUAGUGAAUGGGAAGGUGGAGUGUUUCCUGAAGUGGAAGGGAUUUACAGAUGCAGACAAUACUUGGGAACCCGAAGAAAACUUUGAUUGUCCAGAGUUGACUGAAGCAUUUCUUAAUUCUCAAAAAGCUGGUAAAGAAAAAGAUGGAACAAAAAGAAAAUCUUUAUCUGACAGUGAAUCUGAUGAUAGCAAAUCAAAGAAGAAAAGAGAUGCUGCUGAUAAACCAAGAAGUUUAGCCGGAGGUCUCGACCCAGAGCGAAUAACUGGUGCCACAGACAGCAGUGGAGAAUUCAUGUUUCUCAGGAAAUGGAAAGAUUCAGAUGAGGCGGACUUGGUGAUGGCAAAGGAGGCAAAUAUGAAGUGUCCUCAAAUUGUAAUUGCUUUUUAUGAAGAGAGACUAACUUGGCAUUCUUGUCCAGAAGAUGAAGCUCAAUAAUUG